UGCCACCAUGUUCCUGUACAACUUGACCUUGCAGCGAGCCACUGGUAUCAGCUUUGCCAUUCAUGGCAACUUCUCAGGAACCAAACAACAGGAGAUUGUUGUUUCUCGAGGGAAGAUCUUGGAGCUGCUUCGCCCUGACCCCAACACUGGGAAGGUGCACACUCUAUUGACUGUAGAAGUGUUUGGUGUUAUCAGAUCUCUCAUGGCCUUCAGGUUGACAGGUGGUACAAAAGAUUAUAUUGUGGUUGGCAGUGACUCAGGCCGAAUUGUCAUCCUAGAAUACCAGCCAUCCAAGAACAUGUUUGAGAAGAUCCAUCAGGAAACUUUUGGCAAGAGUGGUUGUCGCCGAAUUGUACCUGGACAAUUCUUAGCUGUUGAUCCCAAAGGCCGAGCUGUCAUGAUUAGUGCCAUCGAGAAGCAAAAAUUGGUUUAUAUUCUGAACAGAGAUGCUGCUGCCCGCCUUACCAUUUCUUCACCUUUGGAAGCCCACAAGGCGAAUACUUUGGUUUAUCAUGUGGUAGGAGUAGAUGUUGGAUUUGAAAAUCCCAUGUUUGCCUGUCUAGAGAUGGAUUAUGAGGAAGCAGAUAAUGAUCCAACGGGAGAAGCAGCAGCCAAUACCCAACAGACACUCACUUUCUAUGAGUUAGAUUUAGGGUUAAACCAUGUGGUCCGAAAAUACAGUGAGCCCUUGGAGGAGCAUGGCAACUUCCUUAUCACAGGUAGCCCCUUCUUUAAGCUGCUUCCUGCCCUUCCUCAUCUUGUUGCCCCUUGGUUGGCCUGACCUCACCUCAGGAAAAUAAAGUUACCUGUAGGAGUGGUUUGUGCUCCUGACUGUUGGGAACCAUAGGGUUGAUGAUUUCACUAAAGUUGUGAGUGUGAAGAAGAGAAAGCAGAGGAGUAAAGAUAGUUUUAGGAUGGAGGGGGGGGAGCAGGGGAAAAAAGAUGCCCACAGAGAAGAAUCAGGAACUUCAUUGUCAUAGAAUCCCAGCCUGGGAAGCAUGGAAAGAAGAAACUUGUUAACAGGGAGAUAGAAGAGGAAAUAGCAGAAAACAAAGACUGAAAUAAGUCCUUUAGAUUUAACAAAAUCUGU
Messenger RNA from Gracilinanus agilis (Agile Gracile Mouse Opossum), 1090 nucleotides. RefSeq names its product splicing factor 3B subunit 3-like. Lineage: Eukaryota; Metazoa; Chordata; Mammalia; Didelphimorphia; Didelphidae. Gene Ontology annotation, cellular component: nucleus; U2 snRNP. The record is from RefSeq and is a predicted model, not a curated record. Gene Ontology annotation, biological process: mRNA splicing, via spliceosome. The transcript has 4 exons. The coding region runs from base 8 to 781 and encodes 257 amino acids. Gene Ontology annotation, molecular function: U2 snRNA binding; protein binding.